This is a messenger RNA of Acanthosepion pharaonis, 774 nucleotides long. The record is from the annotation of a GenBank genome assembly. Lineage: Eukaryota; Metazoa; Mollusca; Cephalopoda; Sepiida; Sepiidae.
AUGUUUGGCAAGCGUAGAAAGGGUGGAGAAGACCACGACCCGGAAGUCUAUUUUUGUUCUUAUGGUGAAGCUGUGAUUGCUGAAGACCUAGUGCGGGGGUGUUCCGUAGGCAUUGAUCCUUUGUUCUCUUCUGCACUGCGAGGGCGGGAAGUGAAAGUAUCUUUCUUUCUUUCUUUCUUUCUUUCUUUCUUUCUUUCUUUCAUUCUUUCUUUUACGGCCAAGGCUUUGUCUGUUCCUAUCUAUCUAUCUAUGAACAUAUAUGUAUAUUCUUUCUUUCCUUGUGUUUUUCUUACGCAAUUGCCUGCUUUUCAAAGGGAGACAAUUCUUUUGGACCACACUCUAUCUAUCUAUCUAUCUAUCUAUCUAUCUAUCUAUCUAUCUAUCUAUCUAUCUAUCUAUCUAAGGCUAUUUGAAUGUAUCUAUCUAUCUAUCUAUCUAUCUAUCUAUCUAUCUAUCUAUCUAAGGCUAUUUGAAUCUAUCUAUCUAUCUAUCUAUCUAUCUAUCUAUCUUAUGCUGAAUCUAUCUAUCUAUCUAUCUAUCUAUCUUAGGCUGAAUCUAUCUAUCUAUCUAUCUAUCUAUCUAUCUAUCUAUCUAUCUAUCUAUCUUAGGCUGAAUCUAUCUAUCUAUCUAUCUAUUCAUCUAUCUAUCUAUCUAAGGCUAUUUGAAUCUAUCUAUCUAUCUAUCUAUCUAUCUAUCUAUCUUAGGCUGAAUCCAUCUAUCUAUCUAUCUAUCUAUCUAUCUAUCUAUCUAUCUAUCUAUCUAAAGGCUAUUUGA